AUGGCUGGCAUCGCACCUGGAAAGACCUUCACUCCUGGGCUCGACUUUAGUAGUCAGUCUUAUAGCAAGCUCGGCGAGAAGGUUGAGGCCGCCGUCGCGCGCGCCCAUGAGAUCAUCAAGGAGAAGCUUCCGCUCCUCGCCCAGCUCAACGCCCUGAUCUCCUUGACCUUUGGCGAUCGUGCCCCUGUUUUCGUGGAUGCUCGUUCAUCCAAGGCCACGUUCCUAGACUCUUGCUCCGAUAAGCCCGAUACCAAACUCACUAUUAAACCCGAAUAUAUCUCUCAAUUCUAUGAGGGUAAGCUUGAGCCUCGGUAUGGCCUUUUCAAGGACGCCUUCUUCCACGAGGCCUCAAUGCCAAAGGGCAACGUUCCCGUCGCCAUCAAGUUUGCCGACCUACUCACUCCUGACCCUCCCGUUCCCCCCAAGAAGGUUGUUCCAGGCGCUUUUGCUCGUCUUCCCGAGCCUUCGGAGGAUAUCGAUCAAGUGAAGCGGGAUAUCAAGGAGUUUGGCUACGGUCUCGUCAAGAACGCUCUCACACCCGAGCAAGUCUCGAUCCUGAAGAAGGGAACUCAAGAACAAGCUGCUGGUGAGCGCAAGGCUGGCGUUUCUGCUACGGACGGUGGCCCCAACGCCCCCAACCAGCGCAUCUGGACUCUCAUCAACAAGGGAGGGGAGUUCCUCGAUCUUCUCAACCACCCUCUCAUCGACGAGAUUGUUCCCUGGUUCCUCGGCGAGCAUGCUCUCAUUCACAGUUAUAGCGCCAACAUUGCCCGCCCUGGCAACGUCCCCAUGCAACUCCACACAGACCAAGUCGCCAUCCAGCCGCCUGUUCGUGAACUCGCUUUCGGCCUCAACAUCAUGUGGUACCUCGAAGAUAUCACAGAGAAGAACGGUGGCACCCGUGUGUUCCCUGCGUCUCACCUCGGUCAGAUUGCCCCCGACGAUCUGUUCACCGUGGACGGCACCGUCGCCGCCGAGGGGCCUUCUGGCACUGCUUUGGUGUUUGAUAGUCGCUUGUGGCAUGCUACGGGUCCCAACCGUGAGGAGUCUGGCGAGCGCCCUGUCAUCUUGAUCUUUUUCAUGCGAUCUUUCAUUCGCCAACAGGAGAACAACUUCUUGUCAUUGCGCAAGGAUGUUGAGGCUAAGUUGUCCGACCGCCACAAGCGCCUUCUGGGUUUUUACACUACGGGUGCUCUGGGUGGUAUCGAAGGAGAUGUUCGGGAGGGAUUCUUUGUGACAAGGAAGGAUGACUGUGUUGGCACUUUGCGUGCCGCUCAUGAGUGA
Colletotrichum godetiae is the source of this 1284-nucleotide messenger RNA. RefSeq lists its product as uncharacterized. The record is from RefSeq and is a predicted model, not a curated record. NCBI's taxonomy places the organism in Eukaryota, Fungi, Ascomycota, Sordariomycetes, Glomerellales, Glomerellaceae. The transcript has a single exon. The coding region runs from base 1 to 1284 and encodes 427 amino acids.